Molecule: messenger RNA, 6114 nt
Organism: Puccinia triticina
Lineage: Eukaryota; Fungi; Basidiomycota; Pucciniomycetes; Pucciniales; Pucciniaceae
Exons: 9
Coding region: 1-6114 (2037 amino acids)
Biological process (GO): Golgi organization; autophagy; COPII vesicle coat assembly
Cellular component (GO): ER to Golgi transport vesicle membrane; endoplasmic reticulum exit site
Source: RefSeq, a predicted model, not a curated record
AUGCCGCCAAAGAAAACGAAGGAGCUCCAACGAGCCAAGAUGGCGCGAGUUUCGCAGAAGAAGAAGGAGCAUUCGGUCGCACGAGCUGGCCGCAAGAAAGCAACGCAGCCGAGCAAAGCACCAAGGGAGGACGUGCAAGUAUUGACGACCGCACCAGUGCCGCAGGUUAUUGAUCCAUGGGACCAGGCGCGAAAGAUACUCCACGUGAGCUCUACGCCCUCGUGGCUCCCAUUCAGGGAGGAGGAGUUUGCGGAACUGGAGGGGGCCUUGACGGAGUCGAUCUCGGAAUUGGGCGGAUGCUGCUUAUACAUCUCUGGCGUAGAAACCAUGUCCAAGUCUGAUGCGGAUAUCAAACCCCAGGAUAUCGAACUACCGCUGUCGUCUCCUGAAUCUGCCAAGCUCACUCGUUCUCGUGCCAAUCGACCUCCGAGUAUCGGUGAUGCCAGUCAGCUGUUCGGCGGCGGCAGUGGCUCAGACGAUUUCUUUGGCCCACCUUCCACGUUCAGUAAUGACCUGGCCCAGCAAGGUUCCCUAUUCGAUCCCGUCCCAGAAGAAAAUGGAAAUACUUCCUCCUUCGAUCAUGACCCGUUUGCUUGGCCAACAACCGAUCAGCCAACUAUUCACUCGAGCACUCAGCACCCGUCCCCUGUUCCCAACAACUCAUCCCAAAUAUCAGAUCCUAACCUCUCAGCUUCCUACGAUCCCUCCAGCGGGUUCUCCUCAGACUAUUUCAAUCCUUAUCAACCAGCCCCAGAAUCUACAACCUAUCAUCAAGAUCAUCAGCCCUCGAACCAACAGAACAUCUACUCGUCACCUAACCUAAGUUUUGAUCCGCAAGGCUUCAAUGAUCCUGCAUCGUUUGGUUCUCCAGCUUCCCCCUACCCUCAGUCUGUCCACCACUCUUCAACCGGCCUCGGUAUAUCGCACUCAUCCCCUCAAGCUCCCUACGGCCAUCAACAACAGCCAGAUGUGGAUGCCUACAACCCAUAUGCUCCGGCUGAGACUCACCCAGUAACUCAAAACCGAUACUCCGCAUAUGCUCCUCACCAAACUCCAGUCUUUGAUCCCCCCAACCCGCACCUGGCCGAUGUAAUCCCUCGUUCAGCUUCUGUCAAUGCACUCUCCCAUUCAGAUGCAGCUCAGCAAGCUUCUGCUUACCCCAACUUCCAGCGUCCCAAACUGGUCCAAUCUGCAACUCAUCACUCCAGCUCACCCCUAAACCGACCCAAAGUCUACGAUGCUUACGAUCCGCCAGCCAUACGCAAAAAGAAAACUUACGCUUUCAACACAACCGCCAGUUUGCCUUCUACUCCCGCCUUAGGCGGCGAUGGUUUCCAAUCUCAAAUCCCUCUAUCUGGUUUCAACUCCUCCCCUCAAAAUUAUCCCACUUCCUUCACCCCGCCGCCGCCGCCGCCACCACCACCCAAGCAACGGUGUACUUCAACCCCUGCCCACACUCACGGCCCUAUUCAAAUGUCCCACAUGGGCUCCAAAGAUUUCUACGCUCAGCCACCUCAUAUCCUUAACCCUCAGAGGCAAUUUGUCUCUUCUGUCUACUCGAACCACCAACAAGCCUCUUCCCCACUGAGCAAGCAACCCACUUUCUUUGAGUCAGAUCCGUACCAGUCGCACGACUACGCCCCUCCAAGUCACGAAAUCAUUUCGAAUCCCAGCGCAGAUGGUCAAUUUCAAGACUUUUCCCGUCCGUCGCAAGAGUACCAGUAUGGGCAGCCGUCUCAACCACCCGCUCAAUCCACAAGCACGCCGUAUAUGCCAACUUCUCAGGUAGAAGAUCCGUAUGCUCCCACGCCAUCAUCACACCCAGACCAGAACCGUAGAAACAGCAUUCCGCUGGUUUCGCCACCCGUCACAGUUGAUCCAUCGCAUCCUUACGCCGUUGGGCAGGGGCCACCUUCGCAUUUUGGCCACGUCGUAAGUGGGAUUCACAUUGGCAAGCAGAAAGUUGGCAGCCCUCUCAAGAUGUCAAUUGUGGCCGAUGUCGACGAAAAUGUUGAUGAGCAGCAUCAACAAACUUUUUCGAGCUACCAGGGUGGCGAUUACUCCGCUCAAGUUCAACCCCAAGAUCCAGUUGAUGCGCUCAGUUCAGCCACUCAGAGGCUAUCCAUAAACUCACAAACUGCGGGCUCUGAUUCCUUGAAUCCAUCAGCCAUUCGGUUUGACGAGGAUCCUGUCCCACAGACUCCGCCAAUCAGUCUGGAUCCUACUGCUAAUGCACAGCUAGCAAGCUCUUUCAAUACACCUGAAAAACUGAUGUCAGUUCCGGAUGUUCAAAUCCAACCCGCGACUCCUCAAAUCUCUGCACCUGGGAAUUCUAUCGCGAGACAGAGUCGUCAGUUUGAUGAAGCGCCAGCCGAUAUGACCGCAACUACGCACAACCAGCCGAUCAGCGGUUCCAAGAGUAUGGAAGCCAUCCCACUUGAUAGCUUUGAUUACGGAGCUCCCAAUGACUCCAACAGUCAAUAUACCGACUUCCAGUACGGCAAUGAGUAUAGCCACGAACCUGCCCAAAAUAAUCCGCAAGGGAUCCAUCAGCUCGACUAUUCUCAAAGCGCCAACUCGAAUCGAACCUCGGAGGGUAGUCCGACAUCAUACAAUCCUUACAGUGCUCCAGUGGAUGUCCACAAUCCUGCUUCGCCCUCAACCCUUAAUGGCUAUCCCAGCAGUCAGCCCGCUGACUUCGCCCAUUCCGACCCGUACAAUCAAUCAUCUGAUUACAAUCUGAUGGGUGAAGGCUCGGUCUAUGGAAGCACCAAUCAGCAGUCUCAGUCUAUUUAUGGCCUUCAGCCAGAGGGCUUCACCCCCGACCAUAGUACGACUUCUCGAGACACUGCACCUACCGACUGGCCGCUUGAAUCCGCUGCUGAAGACCAAGUCAAGGGUCCAAGUGUUUAUAAUCCAUACCACCCGAUGGGCCAAAGCCAUCCCGAUCAUAUGAGUCGCCAGAUGGAUGAUCCCAUGUCGGAGCGACUGACAGCCCGAGUACCUGUGGCGAGCUUCGGCUUCGGAGGAAAGCUGAUCACCGUCUUUCCGGCCAAUGUGGGAGGAAGAGGGCCGAUGAAUGGAGGACAGGCGACUGGAUACGAAGACCCGUACGGUUCAGGGGGCAUGUUUCCAACAACAGGCGCCGCAGACUCGGGGACCACAGUUCGAGUACAAAAACUCUCAGAAGUGAUCCCGUCUAGCGAUCUUCAAUCCUUCCCUGGCCCGCUCUUCAUGGACGGCGGCAAUAAGUCCAACCUGGGAAAGAAGCGCAAAGACGUCGUCGGGUGGCUGGAGGCCAAGCUCGACGAGGCCGAGAAAGAGCUGGUCUUCAUCCAGAGUACUCUCGUCGCCCGUCACCUUAAUCAGGACCAGUCCAAAGACGCUCAAGUCGAAAACCUCCAAGAUAAGAUCAUUCUUGUCAAGCUCUUGAAGUUGUUGGUCGAAAACGAAGGUAAACUGAGUGGCACUUCGAAGAUCGAUGAAGCUGUACGACUCGUUCUGCAAUCCAUGGACUCUCAGCCCGCUACUGUGGAGGCGACCUCUGCUCUAUCCAACCUCAGUCCAUCGGAUUCGAACCCGCAAGAUAUCAUAACAACGUACCACACUCGCUCGUCUCACUUGGAUAGCAUACAAGCGCUGCUGUCCAAUGGCGACCGACAGAAAGCUGUGCAAGUCUCAGUCGAACACAGGAUGUGGCCACACGCCUUGAUCAUCGCCAACAGUCUCGGAAACGAUGUUUGGCGAGAGACGGUCAAGGAAUUUGUGCGGUUCGAGAUGGCCGAUGGCGAUCUCUCUGCGCUCGCUCAUGCACCCCUUGGGUCUGCCCCUCCACCGCCUCCGUCCAAGGGCAGGGAGGGCUUGAGGACGCUGUACACUUUGUUUGCAGGCGCUGGACCAGCAGCAGUGGACGAGUUUUCUCUUUCCGGAGCGCACACAUCACCCUCUCAUUUGGAGUCGCAUGCGAUGUCUGCCAUGUCCACCGGAAUAAACCCAAGUCAGAUGGGCACGUCCCGGACCCCUUCUCCCGCGCCUUUACUCCACCCAAUCCGCCCUUCCCCCGCAAAGAUCCCCAACAAUGUCCUGCACCAAUGGCGCUCGGUGGUGGCAAUGACGAUCUCAAAUAGAGUCCCCGGAAGUGCACCGUUUCUCUUGAGAUUGGGUGAUACCCUCUUGAGCAACGGCCGAACUUACGCGGCCCAUACCACGUAUCUACUGUCCAACGGCUUGAUGCCCCAAGUGUCUCUGGAUAACGGCAACCGGAUCUCUUUGCUUGGCAGCCCAGCCAUCAGUAACCCUGAGAGACCUGGCUUGGACUUGGAGGCCGUCAUGUUGACCGAAGUAUUGGAAUUCGCGCUCUCCCUGUCACCCGUUCCUAAAAACGUAGACCAGUUUAUCGGGAUCCCACAUUUGCAAGCUUAUCGUUUGGCCCUUGGCCUUGAGUAUGCAACCUUUGGAUUGGUUGAUAGGGCAAACAAGUAUUGUGAAGCUUUAGGGGCUACCACGAAAUUGGCCACAAAGCCUUGUCCUUUUUACCAUGCUUCCCUGCUCGAGCAGGUCAAAACUCUUUCUGGUCGGCUAUCAGCGACCCCUCUGGCUGAUAAGGGCUCCUCAUGGAUUACUCGAAAGAUGCCACGACCUACGCUGGAUAAUGUGUGGCAAAGUCUGGAGGGACGCGUCCACAAAUUUGUUGCGGGCGACGACGAUGAAACAAGUAAUCAAGUGGCAUCCACUUCGGCCAGCUCCGCCGCGCAGAACAACAAAGUUCUCGGUCCGUUCUCUCAUUACAGCUCGAUUUCGCCCGGCAGUGUUUCUGGAUCGGUGUCCCGCGUCCAAUCGUCGAGCGAUUUGGGCCAGAUUAAUACCCAGACCACCGGUGGCUUGGCUGGCCCGUUCCACCACAACGCCAACCUCCAAAGGCCAUCCUCCGGGGCAGGUUACUCGCCAUCGUAUUACAGCAAAGACCCGCGGCGAGCCUCGCCUUCGAACCAAUACGAGGGCUCGAGCCUCUCCCCGGUCGAUUAUGUACCCUUCCGUGGCCAGACGAGUAGCGUGCCGCCCCUAAACAGCUACGAGCAAACUGGCCCAUCCGCCGGCUCGCCUGCCAAUCCGUCGUCCCCCGGAGAGACAGUGACGGGUGAGAAUGCUGCGACAACCAGCUCUGGGGGUGGGUGGUGGGAGGCCUCGAACAGCUAUGGCACACCGGCCAAUAGCACCUCUCAGCCGGUUUUCGAAUCGAUCCAGGAUACGCCAAUUGCCGAUGACGGAUCGGGCUUCAUCGACCCCAUGGCGUCCUUCGGGGGGCCCGUCUUCGGCAGCCCUAUCCCUUCAAUGGUCGCUUCCCACAACAGCUUCGACCCCCCGUCCGGCUCCCGGACUCAGUUCGGCGACGACGACGAAGAAGACUUGGGGUUCGGUAAUAGCAGCUCCCGCAAACGCGAUAACGGCAUCGGCUCGGGAUUCGAUGACGAUCAUCGUGCUGAUGAUAGUCCUUCUAACCACCAUAAGAACGACAAGAAUGACAGCAAACCAGCCGAAACAGAUUCAGAAAACAAAUCCAUUAAGAACGCGCCGUCAUCUUCCUGGCUAGGCCGAUGGUUCAAGCGCGACUCAGGAUCCCAAGCACCCCCUGGAAGCGGGCCAGUGAAGGCAAACCUGGGCGAAGACUUUUCGCUGGUGUACGAUCCAGAGACGAAGCGGUGGGUGAACAAGAAAGCUGGGGCAACCCAGAGUGCAUCGACAGGAGGCCCGCCGCCGCCGCCGCCACGGGCCCAAACGGCCUCGCCAACGAGCUCGAUGCGGCCCGCCGAGCUGCCCCCGACCACAGGAUCGAGGAACAGUCCGGGACCCAAUCGGGUCUUCUCCGCCGGCGUCCCGCCCCCGCCCGCGAUGAGCAGGAGCAACACCACCGGGCUCCAGAACGGACGCAACUCUCUCGACGUCCCCCCCGCCUCCUCCUCCUCGGUACCCGCGCCCCCGCCCUCCGAUCACAACCCCCCUGCUGCGGCUGCUGGUCUUGCUAAUACUCCUACGCCCCCGCCUCCGUCUUCUAUUGCGGGCAAAAAACCAAACGCUAAGAAAAAUAUCCGCUCGAGAUACGUCGAAAUCAGAUAG